Molecule: messenger RNA, 2581 nt
Organism: Eriocheir sinensis (Chinese mitten crab)
Lineage: Eukaryota; Metazoa; Arthropoda; Malacostraca; Decapoda; Varunidae
Product: tubulin beta chain-like
Exons: 10
Coding region: 751-2157 (468 amino acids)
Biological process (GO): microtubule cytoskeleton organization; mitotic cell cycle
Cellular component (GO): microtubule; cytoplasm
Molecular function (GO): GTP binding; GTPase activity; structural constituent of cytoskeleton
Source: RefSeq, a predicted model, not a curated record
GAGGGAAGAAGUGUGGCCUCGCAUUCUUCUCUCUCCCCUCUCCCACUCCCUUCUCCCGCGCCAGCCCGCCUACAGGUGCCUUCCACAGGUGCUGCUUACUCCUCCAGAUGGCGGGGAGGUGAAGGAGGUACUGGAGGCUGUGGUCUCGUCCCUGUCCAAUCGAGAUAACAUUCUUGAUAUCGAGAACGGGUACAAAAUGAGGCGGCUGUGAGAGACUGAGAAGAGAUCCUGACGAAGUCGCAGACGAGGGGGAGUGAAAAAACGAAGAAGAUUGGAAGAAGUCGCAUUAUUUUGAGGUGUCUGUGUAUUCUAAGAGAAAUUCCUGACGAAGUAACAGACGAAGUUGAGUGAAAGCACGAAGAAUCUUCCUUUAUUCCGCCGUAUUGUCGUACCGUCGUGUCCUUGGGAGCAGUGGUAGCGAUAGUCAGUGGUGGCGGUGAUAGUGCUUAGCUGUGGUGACCGUCGCAAUGGUAACAAGUGAUAGCAAUGUUCUUCCUGCAGUAGAGAAAGUUCUAAGCAUUUAUCAAUAACCCUCAACACACACACACACGCACGCGAACUCGAACCGAAACUCACGAAACUCUAAAAUGCUCUCAACAUUAGGCGAAGGAGAGUCUGCGUUAGUGCAGUGUUGAAGACGACUUGGAAGAGGAAACUUAAGGGCUUGGAGGAAACAGAGUGUGCUGGAGGUGCUGGAAUUACUGAAGAGGUGGAGAAGUGAGGAUCGACGAGUGAGGAGGGCCCGGCAAAAUGAGGGAGAUUGUCCACAUUCAAGCGGGACAGUGCGGGAACCAAAUUGGAUCCAAGUUCUGGGAGGUGAUCAGCGACGAGCACGGCCUGGGCCCCAGCGGCCUGUACAGCGGAACCCACGACAUACAGCUGGAGAGGGUCGAUGUCUUCUACAACGAGGCGUCCGGUGGAAGGUACGUGCCCCGGGCGGUGUUGGUGGACCUGGAACCCGGCACGAUGGACGCCGUCAGGACCACCACCUUCGGCGCCCUCUUCAAGCCCGAUAACUUCAUCUUCGGCCAGACGGGUGCCGGGAACAACUGGGCGAAGGGUCACUACACGGAGGGCGCUGAGCUGGUGGAUUCGGUGCUGGAUUGUAUACGGCAGGAGUGCGAGGCGUGCGAGUGUCUGCAGGGGUUCCAGUUGGCACACUCCCUGGGGGGCGGCACGGGCUCUGGCAUGGGCACGCUUCUGCUCAGCAAGAUACGGGAAGAGUACCCGGACAGGAUCAUGAACACCUUCUCCGUUGUGCCCAGCCCCAAGGUGUCCGACACUGUGGUGGAGCCGUACAACGCCACCCUCACCGUCCACCAGCUGAUCGAGAACACUGACGAGACAUACUGCAUCGACAACGAGGCGCUCUACGACAUCUGCUUCAGGACGCUCAAGCUCAGCACGCCCACCUACGGGGACCUCAACCACCUCGUCUCCCUCACCAUGUCCGGCGUGACCACUUGUCUCAGAUUCCCGGGGCAGCUUAAUUCUGACCUAAGGAAGCUGGCGGUCAAUAUGGUGCCCUUCCCUCGCCUCCACUUCUUCAUGCCCGGCUUCGCGCCCCUCACGGCCCGCGGAGAGCAGGCCUUCCGCGCCCAGACCGUGCCUGAGUUGACCUUCCAACUGUUUGAUGCCAAGAACAUGAUGUGUGCCUGCGACCCGCGACACGGGAGGUAUCUCACGGUGGCCACGGUGUUCAGGGGCCGGAUGUCGAUGCGGGAGGUGGACGAACAGAUGCUCAACGUGCAGAACAAGAACAGUUCCUACUUCGUGGAGUGGAUCCCCAACAACGUGAAGACCGCGGUGUGCGACAUCCCGCCCAGGGGGUACAAGAUGGCGGGGACGUUUAUUGGCAACACAACAGCCAUCCAAGAACUCUUUCUGCGCAUCUCCGAACAGUUUGCUGCCAUGUUCAGACGACGAGCUUUCCUCCACUGGUAUACAGGGGAGGGCAUGGACGUGAUGGAGUUUACCGAGGCCGAGGCGAACAUGAACGACCUGAUGUCCGAGUACCAGCAAUACCAGGAGGCCAUGGGGGACGACUACGAGGAUGAGGAGGGCGACUCUUACGACGACGAGGGAGACGACGAAGAAGCGAAUGAUAACGAAGCGAAUGAUGACGAAGUGAAUGAUGACGAUGAGCAAGAACCGUAACUUACGACGACGAGGGAGACGACGAAUGAUGAUGACGAUUAACAAGAACCGUGACUUACGACGACGAACGAUGAUGACGAUGAGCAAGAACCAUGACUAACGACGACGAGGGAGGCGACGAAUGGUAAUGACGAUGAGCAAGAACCAUGACUAACGACGAUGAGGGAGAUGAAUGAUGAUAGCGAUGAGCAAGAACCAUGACUAACGACGAUGAGGGAGAUGAAUGAUGAUAGCGAUGAGCAAGAACCAAGAGAAGAGGGGGAAGGAGUUGAACGAAGAAAGGAUGAGUGGAUGUAAAGGCAUGAAUGACGAAUUAAGACUGAGGAAGAUAAAUUUUACGGUGAAAAUUAAAACUAACAGAAAAAUCUAACAUGUACACUUUCCAGCCACUUGUAUACGCCUGAAAUAUAUAUUCCGUAAAGAA